Diorhabda sublineata is the source of this 7907-nucleotide messenger RNA. It is a transcript of the gene Graf, whose product is annotated as rho GTPase-activating protein 26. Gene Ontology annotation, biological process: signal transduction. The record is from RefSeq and is a predicted model, not a curated record. The coding region runs from base 243 to 2762 and encodes 839 amino acids. The transcript is spliced from 16 exons. Gene Ontology annotation, molecular function: protein binding; GTPase activator activity. Lineage: Eukaryota; Metazoa; Arthropoda; Insecta; Coleoptera; Chrysomelidae. Gene Ontology annotation, cellular component: cytoplasm.
AACGCAAGCGUAGUAAGUUAUAUGUAUAAGAUAAAUUAUUCCAACAGGUUGUUAUUGUGAUUUUUCUAUAUCAGUGUGGUAAUUAAGGUGUUGUCGAAAAGUUUUACGGGAAUACGAGCGUAUUAAUGAUUUAUUUGUUAUAUAUUUAUUUGAUCGUAUGUGCGUUGUUCGAUAUUUGACUGUAUCUAACGACGGAUAUCUUUCUAGAUUCUAUGAAUGUUGAGUGAUUUUGAAAAAACAAUAUGGGGGUCGUUCUACCUCCUUUGGAGUUCACUGAAUGUUUGAGUGACAGUCCUUAUUUUAGAGAAAAUCUUCAUAAACAUGAAAGGGAGCUUGAAAAAACUAAUCAACAUAUCAAAAGGAUUAUAAAAGAAGUUAAAGACCUUUUGACAUCAGCGAAACAAUUGGGAAGAGCUCAGCGAUCUUUUGCCGAAUGCCUUAAAAGUUUCACAUUUGAAUGUGUUGGUGGGACACAAACAGAUGAUGAACAAGUUAUUUCUGCAUCUUUAAGCAAUUUUGCCGAUUUAAUUAAUCAAAUUGAAGAUGAGAGGGAUCGAAUGUUAGAAAAUGCCAAUUCUUGUGUAGUUAAACCUUUAGAAGAUUUUCGCAAGAAGUAUAUUGGAGGAGCUAAAAAUGAGAAGAAGAAAUUUGAGAAGCAAACUGCGAAAUUCUGUCAAAACCAAGAACGUUACUUGAAUUUGACGACAAAAAAGACGAAUUCCCUUCAAGAGGCAGAUGCAUCAGUGGAUAUGGCCGAACGUCAUUUCUACACUGCGAGUAUGGACUACGUUUAUUUAAUACAGGAAGUUCACGAGAGGAAGAAAUUUGAAUUCGUGGAAACUUUAUUAACUUUCAUUUAUUCCUGGUUCACUUUUUAUCAUCAGGGAUAUGAGCUAAAACGUGAUUGUGAUCCAUAUUGGAAAGAUUUGCAAACUAAAAUUCAAAAAACAAGAAACAAUUUUGAUGACUUCAGUCAAAUAUUGAGAAAACGUAUGUCCGAAGUACAGAAACAAGAUGAACCAAUCAGGAACGCUAAAGGAUGUCGGGAAGGAUAUUUAUUUUUAUUGGAAAAAAAGGCUUUCGGGACUACCUGGACAAAGCAUUAUUGUAGUUAUGACAAGGAAACGAAAAUAUUCACCAUGCUACCCUAUAACCAGCUGACAACUAAAACUUUACCGCCUCCUGAAAAGAUGGUUAUUUCUUCAUGUGUACGAAGAAUGUCUGAUUCUAUAGAAAAACGUUUUUGUUUUGAUUUGUUAUCCGAGGAUAAGCCUAACGUAACAUUUACAUUUCAAGCACUGUCAGAUCAGGAUAGAAAAGCUUGGAUGGAUAUAAUGGACGGAAAAGAACCCACUUACACAAUUCCUAAUAAUGUAAAUAAAAACGUGGAAGAAAAGGCCCUAGAUGAUAAUGGCAUUCAGUUUGUAAAAAGGUGUAUAGAAGUUCUUGAGAGUAGAGGCUUGGAGGAACAAGGAUUGUAUAGGGUUGUAGGUGUUAGUUCCAAAGUGACAAAAUUAUUAAAUAUGGGUCUGGAUAGAAGAAAAGGUGAUAAAUUACUAUUAGACGAUCCCGUCGAAUGGGAAACUAAAACUAUAACAAGUGCUUUAAAAAUGUAUUUGAGAAAUUUACCCGAACCUCUUAUGACUUUCCGAUUUCACAAUGGAUUCAUUGCAGCAGUCAAAAAUGAAUCAAAACAAACUAGGAUAAAAGAUGUUCACACUUUACUGUACCGCUUACCAAAAAUUAAUUUCGAAGUACUGAAAAUUCUUAUGAAGCAUUUAACCAAUGUUGUUGCGAAAUGUGAUAAAAAUCUAAUGACCGUUAGCAAUUUGGGAGUAUGUUUCGGUCCAACUUUACUUAGACCAGAAGAAGAAACAGUGGCUUCAAUAUUGGAUCUCAAAUUUUACAAUAUUGUUGUAGAAAUCCUCAUUGAAAAUUACCAAAGAUUGUUUUUUAACGAGCCAGAUAGUUUGUCCCCAAAAUAUGUGCAGCCUCCAGCAACUAGCAAUAAUAGUCAGAGUAUAUAUGGAUCGCCCAAUAAUCAUUUGCCUACAUACAUGAAUUCUGACGAUGGACUUGGAAGGUCAUACAUAGAGCCUACAAAAAUAUCUUCUAACUUCAGGGAUAGAGAUUAUCCUCAACCUUACACUUGUACUGUUUCUUCUUAUAUUGAGCCUAGAAUUUCAUCAAGUACGUUCAGUGUUAACGAAGCAAGUAACGGUUCCUAUGAUCUUACUAGAAGUGAACACAUUUCGGGAAGAACAUCACAUAAUCAACAAAGAUUCAAACAAAUGUUAUCGACUGUUUCUCAAUCUGAAACACACUUGCCUACGCUACAUAACUAUAGUCCUCCUAAUUUUAGGCCUUUCAGCAAUAGAUUAGAAGCAAAUAGCACCAGUAGUUCAAAUGAAUCUUUAUCUUCAACAUCUAGAGAUGGAAUUGGAAUUUUACCAAAGAAAACUAAAAGAACAUCUUAUUACAUGGGCUAUCCGAAAAACUAUAAAUCCCCUGGAUAUGUGAAGCUGCAUUCUCCUACUUUAGUUACUAACACCUCUUCUAGAAGAUCUAGUCCAACACCUCACAAAACAAGGAGAGUCCGAACUUUAUAUGCCUGUUUAGGUGAACAGGAUGGCGAACUUUCAUUUGAACCAAAUCAAAUCAUUACAAAUGUUAAAUCGUCUCCAGAACCUGGUUGGUUAGAAGGAACCUUGAACGGCAAGACUGGUUUAAUACCAGAAAAUUACGUUGAAGUUCUUCCUUGACAAAGCGGCUCUCUAGCAAAAUUGUCUACCUCUCUUUGUCGAGGAAUUUGUAAAGUAUUGCAACCAGAUGUCGUCCGAACUGUAAGAUUAAAUCAACACAGGCAAAGUUUGGAUAGUACCAUGCCAUUAGUUAAAUGUACCAACGUAGGAAGAAAAGGUUCUACAUAAUAGUAACAAUUUUAUAUUGAUAAAGUAAUAAUACUGUUUUUUAUGGUGGUCCUCAUGUGUCAUUGUAGUUUAUGUUGUAUUACAUCUUUUUUAUUAAUAGAAUUUUAAUAUGAGUAUGUAGAGAUGGGUAUAAGUAUUAAUAUGCGCCGGUGAUUGGGACUGAACGUGAUUGACUCCUAAUGGACGUGCAGGUACAUUUCCAAAGGAGUACUUCCAUGUAAAUACCCAUUAUGUAACUCACUUAAAACGGAAGCAUUUUAAUAGGCACUACAUUUACAAAUAUAUCAUGCCACUGGCGCUAGUUUCAGGAGUAGAUUUCUAAUAUGUUUAUCAUCAUAAAAUAUAUGCAAUAAUGUUACCUAUUCAAAAUGUACACAAAUAGCAUGUAUCCCAACACUAUCGCAAGUCACUAAAAUAAAGUAAACCUUUAUUUUAACACUAAUUUAUUUUCCUGGUGCCAGUUUUUUCUUCCAAAACUUUAACUUUCUAUUACCAUUAAAAUUGUAUAGUACAAUUUUUAAAUCUCAUUACUCAACAAUCCACAAAAAAAACUCUUUAGGAUAUAAUGCUUCGUCAUAUUUUCAAUCAUAGAAACAAACUUCACAGUCGCUUGAAAAAUUAAUAAACAAAAACAAGUGGAAUGAAAUUUAUCUUUUUUGCAAUAUGUUAUUUCCACCACUCUAUUAUUCCAUAUGAUAUGAACUAGUGACUUACGGAAGAACUUGAAGGACCAGUCGUGAGUGUUAUAGUGGUAGUCAAUAUGUUCAAUAUAAAUAUCACCAAAAGUUCCAAAAAUUUCACCUUAGUAUUUUCCCAUCAGCUACUAACUCUAUUUCAUAAAAGCUUCCACAGAUUUCAUUUUUUUUAAUGAUUCCUAGGGUCGAUACAACAAAUCAAUAAAAUUUUAGAGUUUACUAUUUUUCAAGUUAAGUUGCUUUUAAAGUAUUAAGAUUGUGUAUAAUAGAAGAUUGUGUUGAGAUUAAAUCACAGAUUGCCUAUAAAUGCCGUAUUUCAUCAUUUUGGUCAUUUACGAAUAUAAUUUACCUCAUUAUAAAUACUACAGUAAAAUACCAGGUUUUCUAAACUCUUGCGAUAAUAUACUAUAGUAAUUUACCGCCCAUAAACAAAACCAUAAUAUGAUGAGGAUGACAUGAUUUUGUUCUAAGAGAUUUGACAUCGAGACUACUAAUUGUUGAAUUUUAAAAAAAGUAAAGGAAUAUAUAAAACAGAAACUUUAUUUUUUUCUUUUUUUAAAAUAAUAUUAAAGAAUUGAUGAAGAUUCUGUAUAUAAAAUAAAAAUAAAAUGUAACUUCAUAUAAAAGUAACUUACGUAGAUGGUAAAUAACAAAAUAUAUUACUUGUAUAUUAUGUUACUUGAUAAUUAUAUUAUUAAUUCUUAUUUCGUCAUAUACGCAUCCACUUUUAUUAUUAUUUCUUCAAUUAAAUCUUCGUUAUCGUUAUCUAAAUAUUUUUCAAUGUCUACUGUUUCACCGUCUGAAUCUUCUGUAAUUUAAAAAUUAUCACCAAGGGUGUCAGUAGUAUCAGCAUGUAUAGUAUCAAGGUCUGACGGUUGAGGAAGCAAAUUAUAUUCAUUCAAAUAAUUUAAAUUUGAUUUCACAUAUAGAAAUUUGGAUCAUUUUUUGAAUGGAUAUCUGCAUAUUGAGAAAAUGACAGUUCCGUGGCAGCAGUCAUAAGAGGGCUACUUGAAAUUUCUGCAGUAAUUUUAUUAACUUUUAUAAAACCACAGACCUAACCUAACCUAACGUUGGUUUCAUUUUUACUAUUUUUAUUUAUGUUGGUUGAUACAUUUGAACUGAAAAUAUAAAGUUGAUUUUUCCCCGAUUUAUUUUCGGGAUAUAUCAAUAAAAUAGGUGAUUUGUGGUUUUAAUCAUAUCUCACAUGAAAGUUAAUUGACGAAAGGCUGUAUGCAUAGGAAUGUAAUAGACUGAUAUUUUUGAAUUGCCGUUUGUUAAAAGAAAGUGUGUUAGUUUUAGUUCAAUAGUAGUAAGAUUAUCAUAUACAAAUUGGUCCAUAUUUUAAAAUAAUAGUACAAUAAGAAGUAUAAAAUUUGUAUUUGAAUCAUUGGAUUUGAUUGCUAUAUAACUAUAUUUUAAAUCUACUUGUAAUUUUAAAAUGUAAACAGUGCUAUAUAGUUUAUAUAUUUGUGGUUGAAUAGCAUGUAUUUGACGUUGUGUACCAAACCGAAGAUUUUGUCUCAUUAAUAUGUAUAUGCUUAUCAUUCUAAGAUAACUAAUGUAUUUCAUUAAUUUAUUGUUCAAAAAAAGCUGUUCUUUUAUUUUACAUAUAUUUAAAAAAAUUAAAAUAAAAAGAGGGUAUUUGUAAGCGUACUAUAGUUUAAAAUUUCUUAUUGCGAAAAAAUCUGCCUUAUUGUUUCAGUAAAAUAUGUGUAUGCAUUGUAUGGUUGUUCUAUCGAUAAUUAACUAAUUUCAAACCAAUGCAGUGAAUAGAACCCUAAACUUUUCAACUUAGAAAUACAUAAAACGUUAACGAAAGAGAAACGAUUUUUCGGACAUUGAAACCAUUAUACUGCCAGAUACAAAAUUAAUACUCUUAGGGUAGAUGUUGAUUUGUUAUUAAAGUGAAUGCUUACUUAGAAUAUAUUGAAGUCUCCCCAGAUAUACACUAUUAAGGGUGGUUUAUACAACACAUUGUUUAGUAAAAAAUAUCGAAAAAAUCCACUAAUGUCUCUAGUACACAUUAUGAAUAUAUUUCAUUUUGGGGUUAAACCAGUUGUCUAUUUAUGGUGUUUUGUGCCGUCUUCUGCUGUACUUUAGAGUAUUACUAAAACUAUUUCGGCGGAUUGUCGAUAAUAUCACGUUCUUCGAAGGAGAUGUAAUUCAAUAUUUUUCGUGGUAUUAGCCAGGAAAGUAGUUCUUCUUUGAAAAACGGCAAGUCAACAUUUCGAAUAUAUAAAAAAAUUAAUAUAUUGGGGUUGCAGCAAAUUUUGGAAAAUAAAAACUAUUAAACCCACAUAGAUCGACCAAAUUUUAUUUAUCUCCGAAGCAGAAUAUAUCUGUUUGUUUCCCUCGAUUAUGUAUCCAUAUGAUCCAUGUAUCUGUUUCUGUAUCCGUGUUAGACAUGUUUAAGAAAAUUACGCAACAGACAAAUACAAACAAUCUCUCUGCGUUAUGAUAAUAAGGCGCCGUCCCUGUACUAUACAUGAUUUAGCGGCUUUUACAGCAAUGCGGCACUGGUCCCUCCCACGCGGCUUUUCAUUUGUGGUAUAUAAUAGUGACUGAUUCGUUUCGAUGGGAUGUUCACGUAUUGAUAAUGCACUGAUCAUUGUUUUGGUUCACUAUUUUUCUUCGAAAAAUAGACUUUAGAGACAAUUAUUACCAUUUAAUUUCGGUCUCCCGAUAUAACACGGGCGUUUUUAAAAAGUUUAAUCUCGAAAAUCCGAGUUAGCACUGGACUGUGCAUUAAGCAGUUAUAAAACUAAUUUAACAGCAUAUUUUUUUAAAAUCCACCAGAAGAUACUUUUUGAAAAAUAGAAAUCAAAGAAGAAACAUUUUGAGAAAUAUAAAAUUACAUCUAGUGUCAAAUUUGAAUAAAUAAAAUUUUUUCUAAUAUCAACGUUGAUAAUACCUGAGAAACAGAAGUAGAAAAAACGUUCUAGGAGUAGAACACAUUAAUUUGUGUCAUUUUUUAUUUCAAUUAAGUUUGUUUCCUAUCCUUCAGUCUACCAUAACAUUCCAUAAAAUUGCAUUUACAAAAAAUUACUAUUUUUAGAUUAUUCAAAAGACUGGAAUUUAAAUAAAAUGAUAUCAUUAAUAAUAAAAAUUAGUAAAAAUUUAAUGCGGAAAUAAAAUCUCAAGAUAUUUCCUUCCAGGGAACUAGAAUUAAAAACGCACAUAUAGGUAAAUGAGGCUACUUUUAAAAUUUACUAAUUUGUAUAGAUAUAAUAGAAACUAAUGUCCCAACAAUGAACACCAAUUUUUAUAGUGUGGCCCCUAGAAUAUGACCCAUGUACAAAAAAUAAGAACCAACUAAUGUAUAUAGAGUAGGAGGCCAAAAGGCAGUUCACGGAAUCACAAUAUGUGAAUUUUCAAAAUUUUCUUUAUAUUUCAUGUAUAUAAAAAUUUCCACCACUGGAUUUGUGUACGUUGAAACUUGUUUUCCACUAAAGUAUAUAAAAUUUUUAAUUUUUUCUUGUUGUGUCAUUUCCUUCCUGGAUGUAUAUAACCUCUCAGUUCUUUCAGUGUGCUCUCUAGUUACCACUGAUAGAAAGAACCUUCGACAACGGUUUUGUACGUCUAUGUUGAGAAACCGAAUACUGACCGAAUGAUUUGCCAAAAACUUAUGACAGGUGUUACGAAUAGAAGUUAUUCAGUAGUAGCAAAGAUGCUGCGUUUCUAAAUCAUUUGACAUCAUCAGUAUACUACAAUUGUACUUAGGAAAAUUUGUUUUCAUCUGUGCUUAAUUGAAAACAUAUCAAAUUCACUGCCAGUGGUGAAACCAAUUUUUUUUUUCGUAUACAAUGUUAACAAACAUGUUUUUUUACAUACUAUAUAGUCUACGUCGCCUCGUUGGGGGUGUCUCAUUUCGAAGGGAUACACUAUUAUGCAUACUGACUGAUCAGAUUAAGACAGUUACCUUUUGUUUUAUCUUAUUUGUUUAAAUGUGCUCCAGUUAGUUAUUAAAAAGAUAUUUAAUUUUAGUAUUUGUUGAAUCAGCCUUUAUUUUGUAUUUUAUGCUGGAGCUCAUGUUUUUAUGCGACACUAUAAUUUAAAAAUGUUUUUAAUAUGCACAUUUAUAUUUGUGAUAUUUACAUAUAUGUUUACCAUUCGUAUAUUUUAUUGUUUAUAAUAUAUUCCUUUUUCAAAUAUGUAUAUGACUUGUAUUAUUAUAUGUAAUUGUAUAAAUUUUAUUCCGUUGUUAUGGAUUUUAUUUGAGUUUCUAACUGAACCAAUUUUGGUGAAAACGUUUGUAUCAAUUAUGAUUAAAGUAUUAAAAGCU